Messenger RNA from Daktulosphaira vitifoliae (grape phylloxera), 1140 nucleotides. RefSeq lists its product as uncharacterized. NCBI's taxonomy places the organism in Eukaryota, Metazoa, Arthropoda, Insecta, Hemiptera, Phylloxeridae. The record is from RefSeq and is a predicted model, not a curated record. The transcript is spliced from 2 exons. Bases 209 to 1087 code for a protein of 292 amino acids.
UAUAUUUAUUAUGAUUUAAUGUACGACACUACUGUUAUUUGAGGAGUGUUACCUCCUCAUUUUUUACAUUUAAACGCCUGAAAGCAGCACCUUCUCCUCCUCCCACCAAUAAAUUAAAUACGCCCUUAGUCAAUAAUUAAUAUAAAACACGGCUGAACUUGAAGAAAUAAUAGUAUUGUGUUAUCGUAUUUAAGUGUCUGAUUGUAAUAUGAACAUGGCUGCAGGUGUGAAAGAUGUUAAAAUGACUAUGCGUUAUCCAUCUCAACCCGACUUUGCUGUACUAGGAACUUCUGUAUUCAAUUUAAGUUUUGCAGAGAGAAAAUUUAUACACAUCGGCUGCACAUGGUUAAGCGACCGUUAUUCUCCAGUGGUGAUAAUAAUAUCUCCAAGUAUGUACUUUUGGAUGGAUAUCGAUAAAUUUAUUAAUUUUUUACAAUUAAUCGAUGAAGUUAUUUCAUUCAUGGACGAAUCGUGUAAAUCAAAAAUUUAUUUGAAUUCCGUUUUUAACAUUGUAAAAUCGAAAUGUUUCUCAAAAAGUUAUUUAUCAAUAUCGGGUAAAGGCAGUGAAGAAGAAAAAAUGGGGCGUAUAUCAUUGACCGAAAAAAAUCUAUUUGCGUUGAAAGAAAUGAAGUCAUGUCUCCUGGAAGUAACCAAAGAGAAAUACGAAACGUGCAACUUAUUGUACACACAAAGUAAAGAAGUUUACGAAAAAGUAAAGGAUUUGGUAAUAAAUAAGUUUUUAGUAUUACCCGAAAAUUUAAUGUAUUCCAUCGUGAAAAGUAUGGAUAUAUCGUUAUUGCCAAAGACAUCAACAGCACUGUACAAAGAAAUAGUUACCUUCGAUUAUAAAUGUAUCAUUAAACGUAUAUGGGAACAAUUCAUUGAGGAUUUCAAACAUCAAACCAAUCAGGAUGUUAAGCAGAUGACAAAUGAAAAUAUAAGUAAAAACGAUGACCAACAAGAUCAUUUGGAAAAUCACAACGAAAAUGUACAAGAUGAUAAUGUUCACCGUAUAAAUAAUGAUUUAUCUAAUCCAUUUAAUGAUCAAAUUCAAAUAUGGGAAAAUUGUAACGAUUUAUUUGGUUAACAAAAUAAAAAAAUAUUAUUAACAAUAAUUGUAAACAAUUUUGAAAUGAUAUA